AUGGAAGGCGCCUUCAACACCACUAAAGGCGCCUUCAACCACAAAACCUAUCCCUUAAAAAUCGACUCUUAUCGUCACCGAGGUCUUCUGUGUUAUUCAAUUGAAGACGUCUUCCAAGCUCCUGAAGGGGCCUUCCAUGAACAGUACUCAAGGCGUCUUCCGUCGCCUGAAAGGCACCUCGAGUAUUAUUCACCCAAGGUUCUCUCCAGCGUUUGCCACGCGUCUCUAGUUGAAGUUGAUGAAGAAAUAAACUACAUUGAGGAGAAGUUGAUCCUGACAGAACUAGAGAAUAUGAUCAGGAUUCGCUUGAAGGAGCGUGGCACUUGUAGGCGUUAUCUACGCAGAGGGCAGGGACGUGAGCCAUCAACAAAUCCUAGUAACUCAUAUAAGAAUAGAAGAUACGUGAACUGCAAGCGCCAAGGUGGUGAGUUUCAACGGUACAUAAGCAUUGACAUUGAAAACCACAAGGCCAGAAGGUGGCCAGCUCCUCUGUCGAACAACAUGCUCCGCUUGGAAUCUGUAUUUCUGUGUGCGCUUCUUCCUGAAUUGGCAUCGAAUCCGCAGCAUCCCUUCUCCCUUUGCACCAAGAAAGGUUGCAAAAGGAAACGUCCCGUCUUCACUUUAUCUGAUUCCAUCCUCGCCUUCCUCUCUCGAUUGCGAGUGCUGUUCUCCCCGUCUCCCUUUCGCUCCUCCUCGCGUGUCAUGGGGGACUAUGCCGAGUUCCGCGACUGGGAGGUCCUCGACUUCGACGCCGGUGAGGACCAUAUGAAAAUCUUGCACGAACGCGCCUGCGGCGGCUCCAUCUUGUCCGAUUACUUCGCGCUCGGUGCUCAAGAGCGGUGUCGUAAAGGAGCCACCUUUAACGGAAAUGCCCACGAGGAGGAGAUGAUCGAAGCAGCUGCGCUGGUCGAUUCGAAAAGCCCUAGCUGGGUCGACCCGGAGCCCAAUUCCCAGUUUCUCGACAAGGCGAAAGAGGAUGUUGGUUUUCGUGGAACUGAGUUCUCUCCCGGCGAUUUUGGCGGGUUGCGCUCCCAUGAGUCGUCAGACGAGCAAAGAUCGGAUUUUGGCGGUGAAAAGGGCGAGCUUGGUGGCGCCGAAGCGUUCGAGGUUGGAGAUAUUGUCCAUGGAGAUGAUGGGGCUGAUAAAGAAGUGGUUUCCUUGGGAAUCGGGGAGAAGCCUGUGGAAGAAGCUCCUCAAGAACUUGUAAAGAACAUUGAGUGUUUAAAUUCAUCGGUCGAAAUGGCCGAUAACGACGGCGGAGCGCAGAAAAAAUUGCUUUUGGGAACACAGAAGGGAGUGAUGGUUUGGUGGAAGUUUCCAUUUGAACUCCUAAGGUUUUGUGCUUUCAGAGUGAAGCCAUUUUGGUCCUUCUCCAUUGCUGCGGCUGUCUUGGGGGUUUGGAUGCUUGGAAAGAGGCUGUCCGAUAGGAAACACAAAACUAGAAGCAUUCCUCUAAAUGUUCCUUUGGAUGUAAAGAGAGGAUCCCAGAUGAAGAUACAAGCAACCCGUCUCAAUGAAGCCUUCUCGGUCUUGAGGCAGAGUCCUAUUUUAAGAGCUCCACUCCACCCUACCAGUGGCUUGACCUCAUGGUCUGUUGUGUCCCUUCAGUGAGAUGCUUCGUUGGUCAAUACUAGGAGUCAGUUCGAAUAAAGUCAUGGGAGAGCUUUCUCUAUUACCCUUUAUGGCAGCUCAGAAACACCUAUUCAUAUGCGAUAUUUGUUAUGGAAGCUCUGAAUGUUAUGCAUGUCGUAUGAGCUCUAGUUCAAACUUGUAUGUCACUAAAUUUGGUGUCUGGGCAUGUUUGUCAUCCUUGUAUUAUAAGUCUUACUCAUAAGCAGGCCGAUGUCUGUCAGCUUUCGAGAUAAGUGAUCAAAGCCAUGUAUAUUCUGCCAUAACUAUAGUCCCUUUUGUAGAUAUCUAAAGAAAGUUGGUUCUCGUCUUACAAACUUUGGAUGUAUUUAUAACAUCUGCAGAGUAAUAAGAUUGUUAGUGAUAUUGCAAUUAGUCA
Zingiber officinale is the source of this 2008-nucleotide messenger RNA. RefSeq lists its product as uncharacterized. The coding region runs from base 1 to 1611 and encodes 536 amino acids. The transcript is spliced from 4 exons. NCBI's taxonomy places the organism in Eukaryota, Viridiplantae, Streptophyta, Magnoliopsida, Zingiberales, Zingiberaceae. The record is from RefSeq and is a predicted model, not a curated record.